Molecule: messenger RNA, 5652 nt
Organism: Tympanuchus pallidicinctus (lesser prairie-chicken)
Lineage: Eukaryota; Metazoa; Chordata; Aves; Galliformes; Phasianidae
Gene: SMAD5
Product: SMAD family member 5
Exons: 7
Coding region: 362-1759 (465 amino acids)
Biological process (GO): regulation of transcription by RNA polymerase II; transforming growth factor beta receptor signaling pathway; cell differentiation
Cellular component (GO): heteromeric SMAD protein complex
Molecular function (GO): DNA-binding transcription factor activity, RNA polymerase II-specific; RNA polymerase II cis-regulatory region sequence-specific DNA binding; I-SMAD binding
Source: RefSeq, a predicted model, not a curated record
CGCACAUCCGGGUCCCGGCGCUGGCCCCGCCGGCGCCGCCGCGCCGCUGUCCCCUCCGCGGGUGCCGCAUAAAGUUUUGUUGAGAGCGGGCGGCAGAGGCCCAACCGCCGCCUCCAGCUUUAACGGACGGAGGCCGGGAGGCCGCCUCGCUUCGCGCCGGAGCUAAGUUGGAAGAGUUGAUUGUUAUUUUUGAAGUGAAGACUUCAUCACUGACGUCUAUAUGUUUAUUUGUCAGCGUCCAAGAAGUAAUACAGCUUACCAGUGGCAAUAACUGCCUUUGGUAUACACUGACAUUUAUUUGAAAACAAGAAUUAACAAAAAAAAGGCAAAACCCAACGAGUCUUUUGAAGACGUGUGUCAAAUGACGUCAAUGGCCAGUUUGUUCUCCUUUACUAGCCCAGCUGUAAAGCGUCUGUUGGGCUGGAAACAAGGAGAUGAAGAGGAAAAAUGGGCAGAAAAAGCUGUCGAUGCUUUGGUAAAAAAGCUGAAAAAGAAAAAAGGUGCUAUGGAAGAACUGGAGAAAGCUUUGAGCAGUCCAGGACAGCCCAGCAAGUGUGUUACCAUCCCUCGUUCUUUAGAUGGACGACUUCAGGUUUCUCACAGAAAAGGCCUUCCCCACGUAAUUUACUGUCGUGUCUGGCGUUGGCCUGAUCUACAAAGCCAUCACGAGCUGAAGCCAUUGGAUAUUUGUGAGUUUCCUUUUGGAUCUAAACAGAAGGAAGUCUGCAUCAAUCCUUACCACUAUAAGAGGGUGGAGAGCCCAGUUCUACCUCCAGUGUUAGUGCCUAGACACAGUGAAUUCAAUCCACAGCACAGUCUACUCGUUCAGUUCAGGAACCUAAGCCACAAUGAACCACACAUGCCACAUAAUGCGACGUUUCCAGAUUCCUUCCAGCAGCCCAACAGCACUCCAUUUUCCAUUUCACCAAACAGUCCCUAUCCACCUUCUCCAGCCAGCAGCACUUACCCAAGCUCCCCAGCUAGCUCUGGACCAUCUAGUCCAUUUCAGCUACCUGCUGAUACUCCACCUCCUGCAUAUAUGCCCCCUGAUGAUCAAAUGGGGCAGGAUAACUCUCAGUCUAUGGACACAAGCAAUACAAUGAUCCCUCAAAUCAUGCCAAAUAUAUCUACCAGAGAUGUUCAGCCUGUUGCCUAUGAAGAACCCAAACACUGGUGUUCGAUUGUGUAUUACGAAUUGAACAAUCGUGUUGGGGAGGCCUUUCAUGCAUCUUCUACAAGUGUCUUAGUAGAUGGGUUUACAGAUCCCUCCAAUAAUAAAAACAGGUUCUGCUUAGGUUUGCUCUCAAAUGUUAAUCGCAACUCAACCAUUGAGAACACUAGACGACAUAUUGGGAAAGGAGUUCAUCUCUACUAUGUUGGUGGGGAAGUCUAUGCUGAGUGUUUAAGUGACAGCAGCAUAUUUGUACAGAGCAGGAACUGCAACUACCACCACGGCUUUCAUCCAACAACUGUAUGCAAGAUUCCUAGUGGAUGCAGCCUGAAAAUCUUUAACAAUCAGGAAUUUGCUCAGCUUUUAGCUCAGUCUGUCAACCAUGGAUUUGAAGCAGUGUAUGAGCUCACCAAAAUGUGCACCAUUCGAAUGAGUUUUGUAAAGGGGUGGGGAGCUGAGUAUCACCGACAAGAUGUCACGAGCACCCCGUGCUGGAUAGAAAUUCAUCUUCAUGGGCCCCUCCAGUGGCUGGAUAAAGUACUUACACAAAUGGGUUCUCCUCUUAAUCCCAUUUCAUCUGUUUCAUAGUGUUGAAAUUCCAUCUUCAGCCUUAUUUUUAGUGAACUUAUUCUAAUUCUAGAGAAAUUUCCAGCGUGGAUACUGUGAGCUAUAUGGAGAAUGGAUCUUAUGGUUUUACUUUCUUUUUUUUUUUUAAAUCCCUUUGUGACCAAUUCCAUUGUGUAUAGCUGAGCAGUUUUACAUUUCAAUUUGUUCUUGUGAUGCUUAAGUGACAGUUGAGCCCUAAGGGAAAAAAAAAAAAAAAAAAAAAAAAUCUAUUGGAAAAAUUCAGAACGCUUUUCCCCUCCUUGGAGUAGAAUUUAAACAGGCAUAUGUCUUAACUGGAAAUUAUUUUUUGUCCUGUAGGGGCAGAAUGAUGAAGACUGACUUCAGAAAAUAAAUACAUAUCAUAGUUCGUUGUUUUUUUUUAAUGUUUAUAAAAACGUUUGAACAUGUGCAGCUCCAGCUUGCAAGCUGUAUUUUUAGUGUAGUUGCUUAACAAAUUAAGUUUGACAUCUGUCAUAAAGAAAAUUAGGCUUUAUUAUGGCUAAUUUGCCUAAUUGAACAAUGUGACUUUCUUUAAAUGUACACAUGAAAUAUACUUUUUACAAAUGUCGGAGUGGUGUAAAAACACUUUGUCUAUUGGAAAAUGCUGUCAUAAACACAUUGUAUAUGAAUGCAGAAUAGCAGUUCUUAGUCUUUUCCCACUUCAGUUUUGUACUAUUGCUUUUAACCACCAUUUUAAAUAGUAACUGAUACAAGGUAAACAUCUUGCACGUUUCUGGAGUAGUGAUUUUUGUUUUUCUUUGACUUACACUCAUGCCAUUUGGAUGUGGUUGCCAAGGCCUAUUUCUUUUUAGGUACCCUGCUCUAUUUUAACAUAAACACUACUAGUAUUUGUAAAUGGCAGUGCCUUGCUAUUUUUUCGAAGGAGUAAGUUGUUUUUUUAAUUUUCUUUUUGGUGUUUUAGCUGUUUAUUUUGCCUGUCUGGAAUUGAUCUGUGUUAAGCCUUUUAAUCUCUCAGUAGUCAUUAUGCAGUAUUAGUGAUUACACUGUAUUUAAUUCACUUUCAGUAUGAGUUUGAGUCUCUUUGAAGGCUGCGAGUGGCUUAGCAAAUUAGUAAAUGAAUGCAGAAGCUCUUCCUUCCAGAUCAUGUAAUUUAAUACAGGCCUGUUGUUAAUGACCAAAAGCAAUCACUUCUUUUGUAGACUAACAGUGAUUCUUGAGCCUGUUCUUAGCGACAGGUGUUCGGUCAGAAUACUUGUAAUUGGCAGCUUUAUGGAAAUCAAGGACUGCAUUAGUAUGAAAUGUAUCUUUUUGUAAGGAAUUACGUUGCCUCUGCUGUUGUAUUACUCAAACACUGUACUAAACACUAAAAGAAAUCAGCUCAGUAACAUACGCGUAGUUUUUCCCCUGUAAAAGUAAAAACAAUUGAAGGAACAUUCUAAGAGAAUUAGAAGUGAGUUAUACAAAAUCCAUUUGCAUGCAGAAAAAGACCUACUGUUAGUUUUAACUCCUCCAUUUUCCUGGAUAUCUUUUCAGGACAGGGUGCAGUGUCUGGGGGAGAGACUGAAACCUCUGAAAUGCAAACACUUAUUAAAAGAUGUGCUGCAGUUAACUACUGCAAUCCUGAGAUGUUGAUUGCUUACACAACUUCUUUUGUCUUCUAUUGAAUGACAGUUUCUGCUCAAAUGUGGAAAUCAUGCAUUAUAUGGUACCUGAGUAAGAGGUCAUAAAGGAAAAAAACUGUUUACGUGUCAUUAAAAUGUUUCUUAUGAAAUGCCUUAAAGGAAUAAACUGUAACACUUCUGCAGAACCCUCAUGUUCUCUUGUACAGGUAUUUCUGUAGUACUUGGUGAUUUUUAUUGUUGGUUUGUUGUCUUUUUUUGUUGUUGUUCUUGUUGGUUGUUUCUUUUUUUAAAGCAAUUUCUUCAAUGUGUGUUAAAGCGAAUGUGCAUCUUCAGGAGAAGGGAGGAAAACAAUAUUUGCCACUCACUUCUGGGGUCUUCUCUUUCAUUCUUCGAAACAGCAACCCUGUUGACUGAAUAAGAUGCAAAGUCACUUGGCCACAGGAUCAGGCUUCCCAUUUUCCUCUCCCCGGGCCCGACUUCUAUCAAGUUGCUGAAUAUGUAUAUUUGACACUACGGAUAUUUUUCUUGACGAGCUUUUAAAAUGAAUGUCUUGGCACAUUGGAUCAAAGAAAGAUCUCAGUUGUAGGUACAAGCUUCUGCUUUAUCCAAAAUGUUUUUCACCCGGCUUCACCUCCGCUCACUUGUUUGGAUGCGGCUGACUAAAGGACUGAAGAAUGGGCGCUGGAAGUAGGUGUUUGCAAGUCAGAGCUGCUGUAUUGUGGUUAGAUUGGCUACCCAUGCAAUGAAGCAUAAUUUCUGCAGUGCUCUCUAGCUAACCCACUUCUGAUGCUGUCAUUAAGUAUUAAAGUACUCUGGCAUUUCUGUGCUUGUGUACAUACUCUUGAUCUGUAAUAUAUGCAGUGCUGAGGUUAUCCUUGCGGCUGCUGAUUUUGCCAGGGCAGGCUUGCAGGAGCAGACCAAGUAAACGAUUUGCCUACGCUCUGCUUUUCUGUUCUUUUUAAGUAGGACUUAUUUUUGAGAGCUUCUUGGUUGAUGUGCCUACUGGUUCAUGGUGUUCCUGAUCGCAUUUGGUUUGUCUGUGCUGCCGAUGGAAAGGUGAGAUAGUGCUGCAUGGAUAAGUUGGAUGAGAACUGUUUGACACUAAUUACGUUUUAAGUGUAGUGAUAACAGAGAUUGCUGCUUCUGUCGCAGCGUGCUUGUGUGUAAGUCACUUUAUCUAGAUGGAGGGAUGGAGAAAUGAAAUCAGCCAGUAGCGUGGUAGUGGAAGAUGAAGCAUUAUAUAUAGCCCAGCUUAGACUAAGUGUUGCUCUGCAGCAAAAACUGUUUUGGCUUUUAUAAGUGUAAGUAUUUUCUUCUUUUAAGGCCUGUUUCUACUUACAAUCAAACACAGCACUAAUUAACAGCUUUGACAAGACCAGCAAGGAGCCUGGAACAGGCAUACACUGAAGUUCUUUCUGGGUUUCCUUUCAUAGUCACUAAGAUAAGAUCUGAUCUUGGAUAUUCCUCCUCUGUGGGCAUCAGUCUUGCUGGCAGUCAGACCAGCGCCUUGUGGAAGUAUUGCAUUCGUUUCAUUACAUCAGACAUCAGAUAGUUACUCAUGGAGGGCUGGUGUUGGUUUAUCGUAUCUAUAGGACCAAAAUAAAGCUUCUAGUAUGGCUGACUGAUGAGAGACAAUUAACAAAACAUCCCAUUAACUGAAACAGUGACGGAGUGGCCUACACACUGAUUCUGUGUAGAGCUGUUUAAAAUACUGGAAUGCUUUCAUUUUUUGCAUGAAGCUAUGGCUUUUUUUUCCCACAGUAUUACAGUGUGUAAGUUGUCAGUUGGGCAGAUACUCUUAGAGUGUACAUCCAGACAGACAUUGAAAUAUUUCAAGCUUUCCCUUUAGUUUGAAAUGUUUUGGGGUUUUUUUGUAUAUUGUUUUAGUUAUCCAAAGUACAGCUAGUGAUGGUCUUAAAACAACAAAGCAGUUUCUAAACGUUUUGCUUCAGAAGACAAAUGUGACUUUUUGUGGUUGUGAAGUUGCUGUUUAGGAAGGAAACCCAUCCUGAAUUCGAAUCAAUAGACCAAACCAUCAGAUCACAACGUUAACUUGCUUUAUUGUGCUGCUCCAUAAGCCUGCUUCUGUGUUUGUUGCAAGCAUAACCUUUAUGCUUUUGUUUACAUUGUAGGAAACACAGUUCUAGUGAUGAGGUUUUUCAUUUAACUCUAAACAUCUUUUUAUUUUGUUAAUUUUAAAAUUACUAGGUUUUGCUAUGUUAUGUUUUUAAAGAUUUUUUUUUUUUUGCAUUCUGCUGCUCGUAUUUCAAUAAACAUACAAAAAAAAACCAA